UCAAAGAAAGAUUCCAUUCGUGCAACCAUAGAUAGUAAAACCGUAUCCGCUCAUCAUGGACCUGAAAGCGAAAGACCGACAGCAAAUAAGAAAAAAAAGUACAGACAUCAAUAAUGACAAGGAACCUGGAACCUGGCGGGAUUCAAUCCGGUCCGAAGAAGAAGAAAAAAGGAAAAAUAAAGUUUACAUGCCACACAUUUACGCCGCCCUGGGGAUGGGAGAAGAAACGAAUAUCUCGCGUCAACAGAAAAAGUCAACAUAAGCUCUUCCCCCGCUAGUUGGUUUAUCAAUCAUCAUCAUAAUCCCCUACCACCCGUAGUAC
Molecule: messenger RNA, 322 nt
Organism: Aspergillus brunneoviolaceus CBS 621.78
Lineage: Eukaryota; Fungi; Ascomycota; Eurotiomycetes; Eurotiales; Aspergillaceae
Exons: 1
Coding region: 56-262 (68 amino acids)
Source: RefSeq, a predicted model, not a curated record